GUUAGCCCAUAAUCUGCCGGGUCAUAGCGGCACGAACAGUAAUUCGAACUCUAUCCCAAAGAUUCCCGUGUGGGGAGGAAUGGUUGGGAGCAGGAAUGAUACACAAGUUCCACCCAAUUUCAGACGGAGUCCGUCCACACCCCCUGCCCGUCACUGUACCUUUAUCGAGGUGAGAGAUGUGGACCGUGCCCGCUGGAUUUGGAGACAGGCAGUGCCCAGGGAUGGGGGUACGGAGGGAUAUGGGCAACACCGACACUGUUCCAGUCCCUUCGGGGACCACAGCCCUUGAUUCCUGGGGUCUCUAGUUUCCCUCCCGGGCGAGCUACGCCAAUCUGAAAGCUUACAGUGUUCCACCCUGUUCAUCAGACCAUCAGUCCGCAGGACGAGCUGAUCAGAUACAGCCCUCCCCCAGAUUGUACAGCUGCAAAAUCAGGUAUCACUUUGGAAAGAACUGAACAAAAUGAUUUGGACAGGAUGUGAAAUGGGAAGAGGGAGAUUUGAGAGAUUGCGGAGAUGCUGUGUGUCCUGAUGGGAAAAGGGAGAGAGAGAGAGAGCGCCAGCUAAAGGCGGAGAGAGUUAGAGAGAGAGAGAGAGAAAGCUUCACUCACUCGCACUCACACAGACAGCCAGGGGCUGUAACACGUUCAGUCCCGCAGUUCCCCUUCUCCACUUUAUCUACCAGGACAGUGCACCAGUGGACAAGACUUCCAGACUGAGGGCUUCUGCUUAAAGGAGGAAACGGACGGGGAGACCAGCAAUUUCGGAAGCUUUAACUAAAGCAAAAAAAAAGUCCGACCAAUGCACAGUGUCCCAGCGGCGACAUGAACACGUUACCUGCCUGGGGCUGUUGACAGUUCAGUUCCGGAGUUGUCCUGGACCUGACCAUCAGGAAAACGGGGAAUUACUGAUCGGCAGAGAGCUCUAACAGGGAGAGAAGGUGCCCCCAGAGUAGGAGGGAAGUGCAAUGGACAGCCUGGAAGCUUGGUGGAGAGUGGCGGGGGGACUGUUGGCGAUCUGGACCGUGUUACUGGGAACUGGCCAGGGACACUUCGCCGACCAGCACGUCCACUCCAGCUUCAUCUACCGGCGCCUGCGGAACCACGAGAGGAGGGAGAUCCAGAGGGAGAUCCUGUCAAUCCUGGGGCUGCCUCACCGGCCCAGGCCAUUCUCGGUGGGGAAGCACAGCUCGUCCGCCCCGCUCUUCAUGCUCGACCUGUACAACGCGAUGGCGAGUGAGCAGGAGCCGGAGCGUGGGGCGGCCCGGGGCUCGGUGCCUUACCGGAGCAGUUUGAGCACCCAGCGGCCUCCCCUCGCCAGCCUGCACGACACCAACUUCCUCAACGAUGCCGAUAUGGUCAUGAGCUUCGUGAACCUGGGUAAGCGCUCGCUUUCUGACUGCAUGCCCCGCCUGAUUGGGAACUCCG
This is a messenger RNA of Chiloscyllium plagiosum (whitespotted bambooshark), 1424 nucleotides long. The record is from RefSeq and is a predicted model, not a curated record. Lineage: Eukaryota; Metazoa; Chordata; Chondrichthyes; Orectolobiformes; Hemiscylliidae.